UCCAAUCAGGAUUGAGCAGAGGUCGGAGAGGACCAAUAAUGGAUCUCCGUGCCACAGCGGCUUGGUUUUCCAUCCAAUGAGCUGCGUGGAGGAAAAAUGCUGUCCACUGUGCGGCGCAUAACACAGUACAUGGAACAAGGCAGUGGUACAGUGGGUGACCGUGAUCAGAGGGGCUUGUACCACCUCUCGGAGAUCUAAAUCCGCCCCGUGAAAUCCGUUACGGCCGUAGUGGCUGGCGCAACCAUCAGUCGGAUUAUGGGCGUAUCGCGGUAGAGUCAGCCGGACGCUGGGAUCAUCCAGGAGCGGGUUCUGGACUGGACGCGGGCCGAGGGCCGCCUGCACCGCCUCCUAACCAGCUGUCGUCGGCCCUGUGCUUCUCAGAGAUCUCCCCCGCGAGCAUGGACUGACCCAUCCCGCCGCGGAUGAUUUGAUGGGGCUGCUCAGAGUCAUGAUGCCGCCCAAGUUGCAGCUGCUGGCGCUGCUGGCGUUCGCAGUGGCCAUGUUUUUCCUGGAGAACCAGAUCCAGAAGCUGGAGGAGUCCCGUGGAAAGCUGGAGCGAGCCAUCGCCCGGCACGAGGUGCGAGAGAUCGAGCAGAGGCACAUCCAGGACGGCCUGCGCGAGUCUGCGGCCGCGCCGCCCGACGGCGAGGACGACGUGGUCAUCAUCUACAACCGUGUCCCCAAGACGGCCAGCACCUCCUUCACCAACAUCGCUUACGAUCUGUGCGGGAAGAACCACUACCACGUGCUGCACAUCAACACCACCAAGAACAACCCGGUCAUGUCCAUGCAGGACCAGGUUCGCUUUGUGAAGAACGUGACGGAAUGGAGGGAAAUGAAGCCGGCCUUCUACCACGGACAUGUGUCCUUCCUGGAUUUCACCAGGUUCGGGGUGAAGAAGAAGCCCAUCUACAUAAACGUCAUCCGAGACCCCAUUGAGAGGCUGGUGUCCUACUACUACUUUUUACGUUUCGGGGACGACUACAGGCCCGGUUUGAGGCGACGGAAGCAAGGAGACAAAAAGACGUUUGAUGAAUGCGUGUCCGCGGGGGGCUCGGACUGCGCUCCGGAGAAGCUCUGGCUGCAGAUCCCGUUUUUCUGUGGUCACUAUUCUGAAUGUUGGAAUGUGGGCAGCCAGUGGGCGUUGGAGCAGGCCAAGUACAACCUGGUGAACGAGUACAUGCUGGUGGGGGUGACGGAGGAGCUGGAGGACUUCAUCAUGAUGCUGGAAGCAUCGCUGCCGCGCUUCUUCAAAGGAGCCACGGAGCUGUAUAAGACAGGAAAGAAGUCCCACCUGAGGAAGACCAGCGAGAAGAAGCCGCCAACGAAGGAGUCCGUUACCAAACUGCAGCAGUCCAACAUCUGGAAGAUGGAGAACGACUUCUAUGAGUUUGCUCUGGAGCAGUUCCAGUUCGUCAGGGCUCACGCUGUCCGGGAAAAGGACGGGGAGCUCUACCUGCUGGCUCAGAAUUUCUUCUACGAGAAAAUCUACCCCAAAAACUGAAGGGGGCUUUUCAGAACGGUCUGACUACAGCUGCACAAUGGGCCCCCCUCCAGCCUUUUAGAGCGAGCUAAAGUGCGACUUGGAGCGGCAGACUGGAGUUCUUUCUGAUUUUACCAGCCAGCUGAAUGUGGGGUUUGUGUUUCCCUGCAGAAGGGGGGGGGGGGGGGGUGGUGCAACUUGUGUAGUCUGUGCACUGUGUGCCAAAAGCUGCCUGGGGGGGCCUGAAAGACGAGCCCCCCCCAGCAUCGGACUCCUGUUGGGCCUCAGGAGAAAACAAACAGGUCCUGAACAGGAACGAGAGGCUUUUCCUGAAACCAGCUGGAUACUUUUUGGAAUAAUUUUCUUGAGUGACUGAACCUUUUCUGUAAUAAAGAUGGUGUGGUGUUUGAUCCUUUCCCGAGUAAGAAUGUGUGAUUUAUACUGAUGAUGUCGUCUGAAGCCCAGACGAACACGCUGCUUUUUGUCAAUACUUACUAGGAUGGAAAGAAUCUCAACUUUUACCGUUGAAGUCCCUUUUGUGUCGUUGUCUGUCAAACGUGACUUCUGCAAACAUUGUGUUUAUGUUAACUACAUUUAAGGCUGGAGACAGCAAACACAUUUUUUUUUUACGCUGUAAAGUCACAAACCCGCCUUCAUCUUCUUCCUGUUGUGACGUGUUUCCUGCUGAGGACUUUCUAGGUCGUGUCACACAGUCUUUAUGUACAUUUUGCUCAUUUUCCACGUAUGAAAUGUCGGAAUUUCAUUAGCCACGCGUGAUUUACGUCUUUCAUGAGUUCUUGUGUACGAUAUUCGUCAAUGUCCGUCAAGGGUUUCGGCUGACGGGUCUUUACGUUAAUUUGGUUUUGAACUGUUCAGAAUUUUUACAGAAUUAUGCAGUUUACAUAUUUUACGUACAUAUUUUACAUAUUUUAUGUAGUUUAUACGCAAUCAUUACAUAAUCUUAUGAAAUUGUGUGAUUUUGUGAUAUGCAGAUGCAAAUUUAUGUCUCUCCACGACUGUUCCACAGAUGCCUAACAGACAUUUCACCCAUGAACCACCGAUGUAUAACUUUAUAUCACGUAUACGGCGCACAUUUCAUGUUAAAAUUACGUAAUUGACACACGAACCACUAAUAACUUGUCUAUUAGUAAUGCAAUAUUCACACACAGUUUAUGUUCUAUGUUGAUUUACGUGUUCUUUGCGUGGUUCAUUCCUACUUCUUCCGUGGUUUUAACAUUGUUCAUUACUGAGACGUGUGAAAAUUUAAUGCAAAGACCACAACUUUUCUCUCUUUUUUCACGUUGAUUCACGUUUGACCAAUUUACAUCUGUGCAAAAUGCAUGUAGUGGCUGUGUGACAUGGCCUUAAAGAAAGCUCAUCUGCCGAAGCAUCCUCCGCCCCUCUUCCUGUUCAUGGAGCCAGUCCCUGCUCCUCUCAGACUCCAGAAGAUUUCAGCCCUUUAAGGCAUCAACUCAGUCAUUCUUGGAGCAUUAAAAUAAGGUGGAAAUAUUUUUUUUGAAAAGUUAUUUUUGGGCAGUAACGCACACAUCCACUUCAGUGGAAACCAUGCGUUUUAGGCUAACUUGGUAACACAAAAAAGGUCAUGUAAAAAGGAUUUACUAUUUGGUCCAUGGUUUAUUCAUCAUCAGUUAUAUCUAUGAGAAAUGUGACGGAGAAAAGAAAUCACCUUCUCACUUAUUUCAACAAUGCUAAGGCCACAGUUUUAGGUUUAUUUAAGUCGGUGCACUUAUAAAGUUCAAGGUUGGUUCUGCAAAAAGAAACCAUGAAACUCACCUCUAAAGACCUUGACUGCUAUAAACCCAGUUCAUUUAAACACUGCAGAUGGUUGUAUUCCCGUUCAGCCCACAUUUUAAAGAGCAGCAGGGGAAGUUGAGGAUUUUUGGAGUCUGUGCUGUGCAGGUCAAAUGUGACGAUCAUCAUUAGACCAGCAGGAUCAGACUCAGAGGGGGUGACCAUCCGCCCUGACCAGACCCUCAUUGCAUCUGGAUGAGUUGGGCCUUUGUUUUUUGAGCCAAACCUGAGCUCAUGCUGCUUUGGUGGCUGCAAAGUGCUGUGCUGUGUCCUUCAUCACCAUCAGCAUCCUUCCUCUGCACUGAAGCUCCAGUAUCAUGAGCUGCUGGGUUUCUGUUGUCCUCUGGCAGCCUUUCCUCCUGGUUUGAACCUCAGUAAAAUCCUGGGCUUUAAGGUGACGUGUCCGCCUUGAGACGGGUACCCUGUGGUGCUUGGUCAUCUGUCAUAUUUGCUGUUUCCACAACAACCAGUAUGGAGCAGCAGAGAACGUCCCGGUGGAAACGACUGCCUUGAGAGGACAAACAUCUCUACACAGCUGGAGGCUGCACUGUGUUUGCUGGAAGGCUAGAAGACAGGACCUCACAAUCUUCUGAUGGUACAAGUCCAGGAGCCUGAAAAACCAGCCAAAUCAUUAUCCCUCCACCACCGUGCCUGAGAGUGCUCUGAGCUCUGUUGUGAUGAGUGUGUACGUGAAGGCAGAGCAUCUCCUUUUUGCUCUCAUCUGUCCAGAGGACAGUUAGUUGAGUCUCAUGCUCUCUUUCAGUCUGUCUUCUCUGCCGUCGUUCUUUGUUCCGUCUUUUUCGGUGUUUCAGCAAGUAAACUCAGGUCCAUAAAGUCAAACUGUUUUCAUUUUCCAGGCUGUUGGGAUGUCCUGUCCUGGGACAGAAGGACUGACUGUGUCAUCUCUGACCUUUGAUCUAAGAGAGCCCUGCUGACCACUUGUGUAGAAAUGUACAUUUGAAUACCUUUGUUUUUACACGCUGCUGUUUAUCACAUGUUUUUUUUAUUCAAUGAUCUUAUGUCUUCAUAGGAAAAGUCAUUUCUGCUAAAAGAAGACUCUUUUUGUUUUCACCACUUCUCUUUUCUUCAUGACUGUUAUCCUUUUGUUGGUUUCUAAUGGUUGUUUUUCCUAAAUAUUUUUCCUUUUCUUGUUAGACAUGAAUUCUUAUGGUGGAUGAACAGUCGGACUUGAAUAAAAGCAGAUUUUCCCUCUC
Oryzias latipes (Japanese medaka) is the source of this 4509-nucleotide messenger RNA. It is a transcript of the gene hs2st1a, whose product is annotated as heparan sulfate 2-O-sulfotransferase 1a. The record is from RefSeq and is a predicted model, not a curated record. Gene Ontology annotation, cellular component: membrane. Gene Ontology annotation, molecular function: heparan sulfate 2-sulfotransferase activity. Lineage: Eukaryota; Metazoa; Chordata; Actinopteri; Beloniformes; Adrianichthyidae.